This is a messenger RNA of Naegleria lovaniensis, 381 nucleotides long. RefSeq lists its product as uncharacterized. The transcript has a single exon. The record is from RefSeq and is a predicted model, not a curated record. NCBI's taxonomy places the organism in Eukaryota, Heterolobosea, Eutetramitea, Acrasida, Naegleriidae. The coding region runs from base 1 to 381 and encodes 126 amino acids.
AUGGCUGAGGAAUUUAAAAAACAAGUGAAAACCAUUGGACAGCAUCCUCAUUAUCAACCUGCUUUUAAGAGUAUCAAGAUGGGAAUUGCUCAACAACAUAUUGAAAUGAAAUUGAAACAAGGAGGAAUCAAUAUCGAGCCAUUGACAUGGAAUUUUGAUGAGCCCAUUAGUGGACAUGAAGAUGAAUUAGAUUUUCAUCCCAUUGUGUUGGAAUGUACAGAAGUUUAUUUGGAUAAUCGAAGUUUUUAUGAUCAUUCAGCAUCACAGGAUUGGAUGAGCCAUUAUCCAGAAAUUGUCAAGCCCUGUCGAUCACUCAAGCCAAAGACUUUUUGUGACAUCCAAAUGAGGAAAUUUGGGAAAAGGCACUUGAAAGUGCAUUAA